This is a messenger RNA of Sinocyclocheilus rhinocerous, 1506 nucleotides long. It is a transcript of the gene castor1, whose product is annotated as cytosolic arginine sensor for mTORC1 subunit 1. Gene Ontology annotation, molecular function: arginine binding. NCBI's taxonomy places the organism in Eukaryota, Metazoa, Chordata, Actinopteri, Cypriniformes, Cyprinidae. The transcript is spliced from 9 exons. Bases 181 to 1170 code for a protein of 329 amino acids. Gene Ontology annotation, biological process: negative regulation of TORC1 signaling. The record is from RefSeq and is a predicted model, not a curated record.
UCGAAUGAGUCUCUCCCACCAGCCAGCCACAGCGUGCCCGAUGCACGAGGAUUAAGCGUUUUGGUAGCGCAGGGGUAUGUAACAUCACAUUAGGCGGAUCUCGCAUUGCGUUAUUUAACGCGUCCACCUGCACUGCAUAGAAUACAUUUUCACGGCGUCUUCCUGGUGGACUAGUGAACGAUGGACCUGCACAUCUUGGACCAUAGAUUAAGGGUCACAUCCAUAAGUAAAACGGGACUUGAACAGUACACACACCCCCUAAUCAAACUGAUAUUUCUCAGAAACAGGACGAGAUGCAAAUUUUUCAGUCUCACAGAGACUCCGGAAAAUUACACAGUUGUCCUUGAUGAGGAGGGAUUUAAAGAGCUCCAGCCGUCUGAGCACUUACAGGUGGAGGGCUCCACUUGGCUCCCGCUCAAUGUCGUCUCCAAUGGCAACGCCUCCAGCAGCUCACAGGCCGUGGGCGUCACCAAGAUCGCCAAAUCCGUUAUCGCUCCAUUGGCCGAGCAGCAUGUGUCCGUCUUCAUGCUGUCCACCUAUCAGACGGACUUUAUUCUGGUGCGAGAGAAAGACCUGUCGGUGGUGGUGGAGACUCUAGUGGAGGAGUUUAAUAUUUUCAGAGAGGAGGGAGGAGAGUCAGUGCCUGUCCACAGUCAGGACGCCUGCAACGGCCUGCAGCGAAACGGCAGAGAGGUUCCACAUGCAACAGUUCAUCCAGUGCUGAUUCCAGAAAAUAAAUUUUGCGUAAUGAGCUUGGAUCCGGACACACUGCCAGCGAUUGCCACAACCCUCAUAGACGUUCUGUUUUACCCUAACAGUCCUAAAGAGGGCGCCAGUGUUGAUCAGGACAUGGAAUGUAUCAAGUUUUUCUCCUUCUCUCUGAUUGAUGGAUACGUCUCUUUGGUGAUGGACACAGAAGCACAGAGACAAUUCCCCACUGAUCUUCUCUUCACCAGCUCUUCUGGUGAGCUCUGGAGGAUGGUGAGAAUAGGAGGGCAGCCUCUCGGCUUCGAUGAAUGUGGGAUAGUUGCUCAGAUCUCUCAGCCUCUUGCAGACAGUGAUAUAUCAGCGUAUUACAUUAGCACCUUCAGCUUUGAUCAUGCUCUGGUGCCGGAAGAAGACAUAGUGAGCGUGACCGAGAUGCUUCAAGCUCAGAGGAUGUCCAGUUGAGGAUGCGUCUUCAGAUUGAAAAGGGUAGAAAAAAAACCUUCACGGUGGAUGGUAGAUCUUAUUUGAGCCACUAACACACAGUAUUACUCCACAAGUCUGUCUUACCAUAACCAGAGGUGCUUCAGUCACUGCAUUUGAGAGCUUGGGCUUAAAACAGACCUAAACUCAAAAAACAGUGGCAUCUUGCUUUUGCAGAAACAGCAGUGCUGAUUAUAUACCUUUACCAUUAAUCAAAGUAUUUACAUGAUUUGAAAGGACAUUUUUGCGGCAUGUUAAUGAUCGAUUAUUUGAAGCACUUUUUUUCUUAAUUGAAUUAGAAGAUGAGAGGACGUUAUC